AUGUCGAAUUCAAUUCCUGAGACGAUUGCCUCCAGUGUUGAGCGUAAUCCCAUCUUCCCUACCGUAGGAGACUCGUCUGACUCCACCAGCUUGCCUGAUGCUCUUAUUCGCAAGUACUACGAAGCUGAUGCCGGCGACGGAACAACGGCCCAAGACCAGUACCUCACUGGCGUUCCACUCUACCUCUCUGUACUUGCAUCUGUCCUCUGUCUUUUCCUCACGGCUCUCGACUCCACCAUCAUUACCACCAUCGUCACCGUUGUGGGGAACGAGUUCCAUUCGUUCGACCAGAUCGGCUGGCUUGCUGCCGGUUUCCUUCUCCCAAUGGCCGUGUUAGCAGCCACCUGGGGUAAACUUUCCAUC
This is a messenger RNA of Babjeviella inositovora NRRL Y-12698, 363 nucleotides long. RefSeq lists its product as uncharacterized. The record is from RefSeq and is a predicted model, not a curated record. The annotation marks the transcript as partial. NCBI's taxonomy places the organism in Eukaryota, Fungi, Ascomycota, Pichiomycetes, Serinales. Gene Ontology annotation, molecular function: transmembrane transporter activity. The transcript has a single exon. Gene Ontology annotation, biological process: transmembrane transport.